Messenger RNA from Pieris macdunnoughi, 2475 nucleotides. Lineage: Eukaryota; Metazoa; Arthropoda; Insecta; Lepidoptera; Pieridae. The record is from the annotation of a GenBank genome assembly.
AUGGAUUCCGGAACUGAUUGGUUAUGUGAAAUUUUACAAAAUGUACAACUCGAACAAUUUUAUUUACCAAUCCGAGAUCAACUACAAAUCACUAGGCUUGCUCAUUUUGAUUAUGUCCACACUGAGGAUCUAGAACGAAUUGGUGUUAGCAAACCUGGUAUUCGUAGACUACUAGAUGCAGUACGAAAAAAGAAAUUGCAAUUAUGGAACAGGAAAUUUUGGAAUAAACUCUUUGGCUCUUCAGGUUCAGUUUCAAAAGAAAAGACAGAGAAUAUAUUAAGACCUCAACCACAGACUGAAGCUAGAACUACAUGCAUUAUAUUAGAAAAGGACAUUGUAUUACACAAUGAGUUAGGAAAAGGAUCAUUUGGCGUAGUACGCAGAGGUGAAUGGAAAGUGUCAGAACUAAAUCAAACCAUAGCUGUAGCAGUUAAAGUCUUAAAGGCAGAUGCAUUUACACAGCCAGGAAUAUACGAUGAUUUCAGAAGAGAAGUAGAGGCUAUGCACAGCUUAAAACACCCUAAUCUCAUAAAGUUACAUGGUGUAGUCUUUCAUCCAUUGAUGAUGGUCUGUGAAUUAGCUACUAUGGGUGCUUUACUUGAUUAUAUCAGAGCUCAAAAUGGAAAAGUGUCGUUGAACUACAUAUCGAAAUGGUCGGGACAAGUUGCAGCUGGCAUGGCUUAUUUGGAGAAAUGCAGAUUUCUACACAGAGAUCUUGCGUGUAGAAAUAUUUUAUUGUCUAGUUUAGAUCUGAUUAAAAUAGGUGAUUUUGGUUUGAUGCGAGCAUUGCCAGACGCAGAUGAUUGCUACGUGAUGAGUGAGAGACGGCGUGUGCCAUUUCCGUGGUGUGCGCCUGAGUCUUUAAGGUCGCGGCAAUUCUCACAUGCAUCGGAUGUAUGGAUGUUUGCGGUUGCAUUGUGGGAAAUGUAUACUUUUGGGGAUGAACCUUGGAUAGGACUAAAUGGUUCGGAGAUAUUGCGUCUAAUAAUGCGCGAAGGACAGCGUUUGUCGGCUCCCGUCGCCUGCCCACCAGACGUCUAUAUGCUGAUGAUGCAAUGCUGGGACCUAAACCCAAAAGAGCGACCAACAUUCUCCGGCAUAUUACAGUAUAUGGACGUGAAUAAGUUCGAAACUGCUCUCGCUGAUCUUAGCUACAGAAAGCAAGGUCAGAUGACAAUAGAGGCAGGCGACGCCAUUAUUCUGAUUGAUAAACGUGUCGAGUUGCAUUGGUGGAAGGGGCAGAAUCAGCGCACACUAGAAAUUGGAUUAUUUCCUAGUACUAUCGUAACAGUAUCGAGAAAUAAGAAUGUCCAAGCUGUCAAGAAAGCACAAACAUUGUCGCCGAGCAGACGAAACUCUACCAACACCUCUCCACCCGUGACGGCAGAUGAAUCAGUGAUCCUGCGCAAGCGCAGAACGAUAGAAUCGACUCAACCGACGACAACACGAGCCGGGAACAAUGCGAGCAAACACUUCAACUAUAAUAAACUUACGAAUGAUAGGACAUUACACAAUGAAAGGAUUGCGAGGGCAGCCAGAGAUAGUCAGGCGAAGAGCCUGAGUCAAGUGAAGGAAGACCUCCUCAUUGACUUAGACCUUCCGCCGGUGACAGGUGGCGCCACUAAACCAGCCAAUCAGAAUCUCUCGUUACUCGAUGAACCCAUUGAUGUACCUGAAGUUGGACAAGAAGCGGACUGGGGACAGCAAAGUAUAGAAAGCCUACCCACAUAUUCAUCAAAUGUCCAAACCCAACCGAAUCUAUUUGGUGCUAAAUCUUUAGACAAUCUCAAUUUUUCCACCCCUAGUACAUCUAUACGAAACGACCCAUUCGACACUUCACAAUUCUCAAUAUCCAGACCUUACGAUACUCGACCGAAUUAUGAUAUUAAUAGCGAUACUCAAGAAUCUCAAACCUAUCCCAACCUAAAUUAUAAUAACGCCGUCUCCACACAUACAAAUCCCAAUUCGGAUUUAAGUGUAACGAAUUCUUUGGCCCAAAUCUCAUUAGACGAUAGGAUAUCGGACUCUCUGAAUCUCAGAUCGAAAAACACGAAUCUACACAACAGCGGUCCCUCGACCUCCGACGAUUUUCCAGUGUACAAUAACUUCGAUAUUAACCCGGAAUUCGCGUUGGAGACCUUCGACUAUUACUCGAAAUCGAAUAAUCAAAGCGCCAAUUACGAGAAGAACAUAUACGUGCCGAAUGAUGAGAGCGAGAAAUUGAGGAAUUUCAGCGAACAGCUGGAGAAUUCCAAGAAUUAUUCGGCUUUUAAGUAUCAGAAUGAUUUGGGGUACGGGUACGGUGCGUCGACGUCACGACGGGGUUACGACGAAGUGAGCGAUAACGUGUAUAGUGAAAUCGAGAGUCGGUACUACGCGCCGACGUACACGAACGCGUGCUUGUACGACGAAGUGUACGAACCGACGCCCAGACCGCAUCGACCCGCGCCGCCUUGCCCUUCCAAACCGAAAUGA